GACUCAGGGUGGCCGAGUGCCGGCGACGAUGGCGAGCUCGGGCUCGGCGGUCGACGGGGUUGGCGACGACGGUACGACGGGCGUGCCGAGCGGCGGACCUAGGAAUCCUCUUACCUGCGGUGUCUGCCACGAUUACUACAACGAGCCCUGUCUGCUCUCCUGCUUUCACACCUUCUGCGCCCAUUGCAUACACGGACCGCACAUCGACGGGACAAUCAAGUGCCCCAUCUGCGGGCAACAAACGCAGUUGAAAGAUGGAGCACAAUUACCACCCCCCGAUCAGCUGAUACGCCAAUUAGUGGAACUGGCAAACUCCGAAAAUCCACCAUGUGCCAAUUGCGAUAAACGCGAUAAAUCCACUAUGUUUUUCUGUACAACAUGCGGACAAGCGCUUUGCACUCACUGCAGAGAACAUACUCAUCGUGCAAAAAUGUUCUCCACUCAUGAGGUGGUGCAUAUGAGCAAAUGCGCCAAGGACACUCAACGUCGGUGUCCGAGCCAUGGCGAGCAGUACAUAAUGUAUAGCCAGAGCGCCAAGUGCAUGCUGUGCGCUACGUGCUUUCGCGAUACACCUCCGGACGCGCGGGUGCACUGCGUGGACAUUGAAAGCGCCUGGCAGCAGGCCUCGAAGAAGAUGGAGCGCGCGGUAAACUCCAUCUGCGAGCUUCAGGCCGGCAUUAAGGACGGCGUAUUGGCCCUCAAGUCGCAGCUGGACGAGCUGCGGCACAGUCUCGAGUCUGAGAAGCGCGCAUUGACCGCCUUCUGUCAAGGUAUGCAGGAGGCGAUCAACAAGACGCACGCGUAUGUCCUCGCAGAGUUGCAGCGUCAAUUCGACACCAAGGAGCGCAUGGUGCGUACGCAAUUACUUGCGCUGGGUAGCGCGUUACCCGUGCUGCAGAUGCAUUUAAUGCUGUGCACCGCGUUCACCACUGGCGCGACCAAAUAUCAGUUCCUCGAGCUGGCGCAUCCGAUGCUGGAACGGCUGAGUCGCGUCGCUCAACUGGGCCAUCCAUCGCGGCCACCUCUGCUCGCUGCUCACAUCAAGACGAAUUAUCGGGCCGAUUUUGCGCGUGCUCUACAUCCCUACAUAGGUCAAGUGCAGACACCGAAGGUUACCGCAGAAUCGCUGUAUGAUCAGAUGGCCGGUGGUCAUACACUAGGCCAGCCGGAACCGCAAGUGCUUCAGAGCAGCAAGGUCACUCAGAGGCUGCCGACAAAAAGUGGACCUGAUAGCGGCCCGUUUUCCAAUCACUGUCGGACUUUUGAUACCCAAUUGAAGGAACUAAGUCAGCAAUUGAUGACUGUGAAGGAACGAUUGGGCGAAUUGCAACGGGAUGUUUCCGUUUUAAAGAGAGCAAACACUCCGCCGUUAGGUACGCGUUACGAUCAUGUGGCAAGGGAUUGCCGUUUGCUCGAGCAACAAUUGGAGCAUCAUCAAAUGGAAUUGGAGCGACUGAGAAAUGUUUUCGACGCUCUUUGGGAGGAACAGAUGUGCAGGAUUCACAUAGAAAAGGAGAUUUUCCAUUCUCAAAUGAAUGACAUAUUAUCAUUGAGGAGCGAAGUGAAAAAACUGCAAGUGCUCGCUCAGCAUCUGGAACCCUUUGUCAAGUCGUUCUCGAUAGGCAUCGGCGCUGGAGAAGUGAGUGUGGCCGCGGCGGACGCGGCCGAUAAUCAACAUCUACAAGCGUUGCUGGAUCAUCUGGCGCGCUUACAGAUGCAAGAACCACCACCGCAUCCACAAGCUCAAGCACCGACGAAGGAUCAUCGUCAUCCACGUAGCACUGCCACGAGUGCCGAUAACGCGCUAUACAUGAAAGAAACGAAGGAGAUACCAACGCGAUGUCGUACACCGUCCGGUGGUGUUGGCGCCGUUUUGGAUUCGAGCGGCAAUAUAGUUGUGUACGGGACGGCCAAAUCAACCGAUCCAAAGCGGGGCGUGCUUAGUCAAUUGAUCGAGAAGGCCAGAACGCAAAAGGACGAUCGUAAGAAAUCGCCAGGCAGAGAAGACGGGCGUGAUCGCAGUCAGAGCCGGCGUUCGCGCAAGUCGCCGGACAGCGCGAAGCCGAAGACGCCACCCGGUCACUCAUCCGGCAGCAAGAUGCGGUCGUUGUAUCGUUCCCUGAAAGGCGGAACCGGCGAUACUUCCGCCGAGGCGCUCGAUCAGGCGGAAAGAUGCACCGACUCGCAGCAGCCGCAGUCUCAUAUCGGCGACGAGGGCGAGUAUCAACGAAUCUCAGAGGCCUCAAGCAUGGGCGAAGCGAAGAAGCGCGUGCAGGCGCAAGUGCAUGCAGUCCCGACCGACGAUCAGAUACGGGCGAUGCCAAGCAGCAAGGUCCCCAAAAUCUACCCGGCCAGCGACUCCGAGGAGCUGUUCUACGGCGACGGGAAGGAUGCGAGGAGGCGACGGCGUGCCAGCUGCGACAGUCUCAGCACAACUGGUUCCGGAAACAGUAGGCGGUCGAGCAUCGUCGAUGGGACGGUAGGUCAACAAUCCAUCGCACAGGACCCCCGGAAAGCCCUGGUCGUUUUGAUCGGAUCACGGACGUCGUCGUCUCUCAUGCAGAAACAGCGUUCCUGGGAGACCUUCCCGCGACCCAAGAGCAAGCGUGGCGCCGGUAGCGAAGGUUCGGGGGCUUCGUCCCUCGGUCAGCUGAAGAAAGCAGACAGCUUUGAGGGCCACGAGGAAGCGGUGCGCACCUUGGUGGCGGCAGUACAGGAGACGCGAUCUCAGCUGCGACACCAUCAUUUACAUCAUCAUCGUCAUCAUCGUAAGAGUAAAACGAAUUGAGGCGCUUCUUGUCGUUCAGAUCGUUCUUGGUCCCUUCGCAACCCCUCCUCGCGCGCAAAAAUUACGUAAGGAAAUAUUGUCCGAAGGGUAUC
This is a messenger RNA of Atta colombica, 2880 nucleotides long. Its product is annotated as RING finger protein 207-like. Gene Ontology annotation, cellular component: perinuclear region of cytoplasm. The transcript is spliced from 7 exons. Gene Ontology annotation, molecular function: transmembrane transporter binding; Hsp70 protein binding; zinc ion binding. Bases 29 to 2788 code for a protein of 919 amino acids. NCBI's taxonomy places the organism in Eukaryota, Metazoa, Arthropoda, Insecta, Hymenoptera, Formicidae. The record is from RefSeq and is a predicted model, not a curated record.